Lepisosteus oculatus (spotted gar) is the source of this 1089-nucleotide messenger RNA. Lineage: Eukaryota; Metazoa; Chordata; Actinopteri; Semionotiformes; Lepisosteidae. The record is from RefSeq and is a predicted model, not a curated record.
AACAGUUAAUUAGUUGUUAAUAACAAGAGUUACAUCACAAUAAAGCCUAUUAUGACAUAACUUAUGUGAUGCCAACAUCACAAUUGCUGGAUGUGAUGUCAUGGAUUCCUCCACUAUACAAGCUUAUAAAAACACCUUCAGACUAACUGGAUUCAGUGAAUUGCUGCCUAGUGCACAAUUAACACGGGAUAACUUAUGCUGUGAUUUUAAUUCUGUCAGUUGUAUUGCUAUGGGUCAGAAUCAUAGUGAAGCAGGGAAACUGGAGGCAGAAUUUCAGGUGUUUGACCAGAGCAAAUCUGGCAUUCAAAGAGUAGCCUGGGACAAACCUAAACCAGGCCAGGACAAGAACAAGAAGAAGAAAAGGAAGAAAACCAACAUGAGGUUUUCCCUCUUCGAAGACAUGAUGCUCCUGCUGUCAUGUUGUACCACAGUCACUGUGGUCAAAGAAUUUCACCCAGAACAGGAUAACGACUGUGUGUUUCACCCAGAACAGGGUAGCAACUCGGCCUGGGAAAUAAACCCUCUUGGCACAGAGACCAGCCACCCCUUUGGAGUCACAGGGUAUGAAAAAGGAGACAGUAUCAUUAAAGACAUGGAUCUGACAGGGAUUCUUCAAUGCAAGAAAAUAGAGCUCCUGGAACAAGAGAUUGAAAGACCAGUCAUUGAAGAAGGCCUUGAGUUACUGGACAUUGACAACUGUGAAUCUGGAGACAGAGGAGAAAGUCACUCUGAUGGAACUAUUCAAAAUGGCUAAUCUGCAACAGCCUUAGAAGUAAAAACGAUAGCAGUACUUGCAUAACUACCAGGCAUGAAGUUCUUUUUAAAACAUUUUCCAUGUUUAACUCUCCUUGUUGAAUUUUCAUUCUGAAUUGUCUAAGCUUGUGCCUCAGCAGAACACAGCCAGCUCUUUUAAUGUAUGUUUUAACAAGUAUGUGCUGUUUAUUUUGAUAAGCCUGGACCUUUUUUUUUGGAAAUACAGUGCUCCCUGCAGACCUAUUUGGAGUACUUUCAGAAAUUAUCAUAAAAAAAAACAAAACAUUACAUUGUUGCAUUUUUUUCUUAAAUAAAUCUUUGUCUAUGGAAAUAACA